Molecule: messenger RNA, 919 nt
Organism: Trichoderma asperellum CBS 433.97
Lineage: Eukaryota; Fungi; Ascomycota; Sordariomycetes; Hypocreales; Hypocreaceae
Source: RefSeq, a predicted model, not a curated record
UGCUAUCAGCCACUAGGUAUCCAUCGUGAUGCCUUGCCGAUCAGAGCAAGGAGAGAGAAGAGGCGCUAUUGCCAUGGAGGAAGCGUUUUGGAAGGCAGCGAAGACGACGUGAGGAUCUCGCGGCCCGAAGAGCUAGAGAGCGCUAGAUCUGGGGGACCCGGGGUUCUGGACUCACUAAAGCUUCUAGCAGCUGAGAGCUCAGCUACGAGAAGCAGCGCCAUUAUACUGGGUCUCAAUGCCAUUGUCGCGUGUCUGCCUGGUGCUAGCAAAACAAUCUUCAUCAUCCAACCGGUCAAUCAAUCGAUUGUGAUAGGUGGCACACAGAAUGACAGCUGUCUGCCGCACUGCAUGCUGCAUAGCCCUGCCGUAUGUAUGUAUGUGCGUCCGAAGAAGGUAGACAUGGAUAUGGGUCGCUGCGGAUAUGGGUAUGGACACAGCCAGCUCUGGAUAUGGAUAUCGCCACAAUUGAUGAUGGAUAUGGAUACCUGUACGGCCGCAGCAGCACUAAAACGGGCCUGCAACCGGGCCUCAACAAAGAACUCUACAGGCGCAUCAGAUACCGGCGCUGCUGUGCGGUGCUGUCCUGUGCUGUGCUGCAAUGCAGACGCUCUGCAUCAUGCACUUCGCGACCGGCUGCAGCCUCAGCCUAGCCUCACCUCAGACAAACAGCUGAUUGCUUACGACGACCGGCGAUGGAUGGAUGUGUCCAUGGCCAGCAAGCAUACUUCUGUGCAUCGACCGCAGCAAGCGGUGUCAGCUUCCAUCUUCGGCUCGAACCCAGCCAUGACUCGGAUGAAGCAAAUCAGACUUACCCUACGCUGUUUUCUGCACGGGCAGUGGUAGCACUGCAGGGUUACUGCGCGAGGCGGUUUACAUGACAACGCCACAUCAAAUCGUCGAUUUCGCAAUCUUGAUCCAA